AUGGUGCUGUGGGAGAUCACAUUAGGAACAGCCUAUUUCUUGGGGCUGAGGCGCACUUAUAGACUGGCUCUGAAGAUUCAGCGACGCCUCAUAAGCCCUAAGCACCCCAAGAUCCGUCAAUUUGCUCACAGGCGAACACGUGCUGUGUUUGAUGUAGCUAUCAAGGUUCACAAGAGCAUACAGGAAAGAGACAUAGAAGUUGGUCGAAAUCUUGGUAACCGGAUCCUACGAUGGCUUGAUCGGAUGAAACCCGAAGCUCAGAUUCGGGGUCCCCUGGAAAAACCCCCCACUAGUGCUAGCAUGAUGAAUAAGGUAAACUCCUCCCACCUCAAAACUCCUGGAAGCACCCAGGUAACCAGAAAUCAGGAAUCCGACAGGCAUCUGUUUUCAACAAUGACCAAUAUGUGGUCUAAACCCCUUCCUCCAAUUACAAUGAUGAUGAGAUCACGAAAGCCUUCUGGGAUGAUAAACCAGUACAGGCACUUAUGCAUGAAUGUGCCUCAACCGUUAAGAUCGAACUACAGUGCAGGUGCGUUUGGGGGAGUUAUACGGAAAGAUAUAAUGCAGUGGAUGCUGCAAAAAUGA
Messenger RNA from Prunus armeniaca (apricot), 585 nucleotides. The record is from the annotation of a GenBank genome assembly. Lineage: Eukaryota; Viridiplantae; Streptophyta; Magnoliopsida; Rosales; Rosaceae.